CAGAUGUAGUGCUCAUUGUGGCAGAAUUGCAGUGCACUGGACUGUACAGAGCAGGGUAGCAUCCAGGCUGUUGUCUGUGAGGGGUGGGGUCCGGCUACACUGAUACCACCAAACGUAAGCUUACAGAGAGGCAGAAAAGGAGAGAAAAAGAGAGAGAAGAGGGGGGAAGAUUGCACCUGAAGAGGACUCUAAUACGGGAUGAAAGGAGACACCCCGGUGAACAGCAGCAUGAGCGUCGGUCAAGCCAGGAAGCUGGUGGAACAACUGAAGAUAGAGGCGAGUUUCUGCAGGAUAAAGGUAUCAAAGGCAGCGGCAGACCUGAUGGCGUACUGCAACGCACACUCCUGCGACGACCCGCUGAUCACCCCCGUGCCCACCUCAGAGAACCCUUUCAGGGAGAAGAAAUUCUUCUGCGCUCUGCUUUGAGACCAAUC
Molecule: messenger RNA, 434 nt
Organism: Cottoperca gobio
Lineage: Eukaryota; Metazoa; Chordata; Actinopteri; Perciformes; Bovichtidae
Gene: gng3
Product: guanine nucleotide binding protein (G protein), gamma 3
Exons: 3
Coding region: 199-426 (75 amino acids)
Biological process (GO): G protein-coupled receptor signaling pathway
Cellular component (GO): heterotrimeric G-protein complex
Molecular function (GO): G-protein beta-subunit binding
Source: RefSeq, a predicted model, not a curated record